AUGGCGACGAAUUCGAUCAAGUUGCUUACGGGCAAUAGCCAUCCGCAGUUGGCGAAGCAGGUUGCUGCGAGGUUGGGCAUUGAUCUCGCGAAGACGAUGAGUCUGAAUUAUUCGAAUAAAGAGACUAGCGUUACGGUCGGAGAGAGUGUCAGGGAUGAAGAUGUAUUCAUCCUCCAAUCCACGGCCCCGGGCGACAUAAACGACGGGCUCAUGGAACUCCUAAUCAUGAUAAACGCCUGCAAAACCGCCUCGGCACGCCGCAUCACAGCCGUACUCCCGAACUUCCCCUACGCGCGCCAGGACAAGAAAGACAAAUCGCGUGCUCCGAUUUCCGCGAAGCUGAUUGCCAAUAUGCUGCAGAUCGCGGGGACGAACCAUGUUAUCACGAUGGAUCUGCAUGCGAGUCAGAUCCAGGGCUUCUUUAAUGUGCCGGUAGAUAAUCUGUAUGCGGAACCUAGUACGCUGAGAUGGAUUAGGGAGAAUCUGAAUGUGGCGGACUGUGUGAUUGUUAGUCCGGAUGCUGGGGGUGCGAAACGCGCAACAUCAAUAGCAGACCGCCUGGACCUCCCUUUCGCGCUCAUCCACAAAGAGCGCGCGCGCCCCAACGAAGUAUCGCGCAUGGUGCUCGUCGGCUCCGUAUCCUCGCGGGUCGCGAUCCUCGUAGACGACAUGGCCGACACAUGCGGCACUUUGGUCAAAGCUGCCGAGACGUUGCUGUCGCACGGCGCGAAGGAAGUGGUUGCCAUUGUCACGCACGGGAUUUUGAGCGGGAAUGCGAUCGAGACGCUGAAUAAGAGUGGACUGAGCAGGGUUGUGGUUACGAAUACGGUGCCACUGGGCGAGAAAGCGGAGAGUUGUAAGUUGUUAAGGGUUAUGGAUAUUAGUGCGACGUUGGCGGAGGCGAUUAGGAGGACGCAUAAUGGGGAGAGUGUGAGUUUCCUUUUUACGAAUGCGCCUUAG
Lachnellula hyalina is the source of this 960-nucleotide messenger RNA. RefSeq names its product Ribose-phosphate pyrophosphokinase. Gene Ontology annotation, biological process: 5-phosphoribose 1-diphosphate biosynthetic process; ribonucleoside monophosphate biosynthetic process; purine nucleotide biosynthetic process. The record is from RefSeq and is a predicted model, not a curated record. The transcript is spliced from 4 exons. NCBI's taxonomy places the organism in Eukaryota, Fungi, Ascomycota, Leotiomycetes, Helotiales, Lachnaceae. Gene Ontology annotation, cellular component: cytoplasm; ribose phosphate diphosphokinase complex. The coding region runs from base 1 to 960 and encodes 319 amino acids. Gene Ontology annotation, molecular function: magnesium ion binding; ribose phosphate diphosphokinase activity.